This is a messenger RNA of Procambarus clarkii (red swamp crayfish), 1764 nucleotides long. It is a transcript of the gene Nprl2, whose product is annotated as Nitrogen permease regulator-like 2. Gene Ontology annotation, molecular function: GTPase activator activity. Gene Ontology annotation, cellular component: vacuolar membrane; GATOR1 complex. The record is from RefSeq and is a predicted model, not a curated record. NCBI's taxonomy places the organism in Eukaryota, Metazoa, Arthropoda, Malacostraca, Decapoda, Cambaridae. Gene Ontology annotation, biological process: positive regulation of autophagy; negative regulation of TORC1 signaling; cellular response to amino acid starvation.
ACGAAAUGGUUGAAACUACAGCAGCUGGACCUGAGACGGAGACGACGGAGGAAAAUGACAGAGGAGUUUGGGAAAGAAGGACCGAUCCGUAGUAUUUUUCUUUCGGAAUUUCACCAUAUUGUUGGACCCAAAAUUGUGUACCAAUACCCCGAAAAUUAUGUUUCAAAGGAGGUGUUUGAUGCUAUUUCUGUGUACAUCAUACCCAAACCACAGAUUCUUAAAAGAAUUAUAACAGUCAAUGUGCUUGGUGUUAAGGUCACGGGAUAUCCAAAUGAAAUUAAAAAUUUUAAGUAUGCAAGAAAUGCUUUAAUAUUCAACCUGUGUUUUGUGUGCGACUCAACGGCACGGACAGUUCACUACGAACCGGCUGUAAAGAAACUUUCUGAAUAUUUAGAAAAUUUAGAGCUAGAAAAUGGAUUCCUUUCAACCGAAGAGAGUCGAGAGCAGAUGCCAGGUAUUCUUCAACACAUUUUGGAGGAACUCAAUGACACGGGAAGAUGCACGGUGACAAUUACUCUUAGUGAGCCGAAACCGAAUUUAAAUGAAAAUAUAGAACGCAAAACUGGAGAAAAAGGAGAACGCAGACCAAGUCUUUAUAGUGAGAGACGACAUCAGUUGCCUGAAGGGAAGAUCACUUAUGAUGGGCACGAGAGGAGGUUAAGCUUGUUCAGUGACCAGCGACAAGUGGACUCCAUCUUCAGAGGAAUUCGAAAGCCAUCAGAGUCAGAGACGAAAAUCCGGCGCAAGUCAGUAGACUGUUCAACAACAUCUGUCCUUCAUUUGAAGGUUGUGGGUAUUUGGCCGGACCCGCCUCGGGUGCUGGACCACCACGUGCCGGUCCUCAUUUCGGAGCGGGUGUACAGUCGUGGUGAUCACUGGGACCUGACCACACAGCAAGUUCUACCCUAUAUAGAUGGAUUUUCUCACAUUGCCAAAAUAGCUGCUGCCGCAGAUGUUGAGAAUAACUUGGUGAAGGCAUGUGUAGAAAACCUGUUGUACUAUGAUCAAGUACAACUACUUCCAAUCUUCCAGUAUUCAAACAUAUACACAGUUACAUCUGGCAUCCAGAAGCUGUAUGAGGAUCGAGAGCUCCAAGAGGAAUGCCAGCGUGCAGUCUGCAAAACCUUUUCCUCACGACCACAGCAGUCCCAUAUUUUGAUGCUUUACUGCAGCAUGACGUAUGGAGUAACAGUAAGAGACCUGUGUAUUCGAUUCAAUCCUCAAGCUCUUAAUAUAGACGAACGAAAAUUAAUUCAGUUUGGCUUGCAACACGAACUGAUCCGCCGUCUGCACUGCUAUCCUAUUUUACUGCCUUCAGGCGAUCCCCACUAUACUCCAACCAAACACAGUGUAAUCCAUACAAUGUGUAAUGGAGGACAUUCCUAUGAUGAAAUCUGUUGUAAGUUUGGACUAACAUUCAAAGAACUAAAUGACAAAAUAGAAAGGGAUCCAAAUAUCUUACUUUUAUGGAAAUGAAGUUCAUCUUCAAACAAACAAAUGCAAACAUCCACUUGCUACUCAUAUAUCAGGUAAAGAGUUGACCAGCUGUCACAAAUUGCUCUGGAAUAUAUGUGAGAUCUUUUGGUUAGAGAUGUUGUUAGGUCUUGUCACAUGUAUAGAUUAGCAAUCAUUAUAUUUAUAAGACUUAACUUUGUGUAAAUUUUUAAAUCAAUUUUUAAGUAUGAAGACAUAGGCUUCUCAUAAAUAUUAUUAUGAGAAAUAAUAAACUCAUAACCAGCGUGUUAUGAUAAAUGCAGUAAAAUG